AGAAGCUUCUAUUUAUAAUGGAUUGCAGCAAUGGCUCGAGUGUGAGGCGGGAAUCAUAUGACCUGCGCUCAUUCCUGUAGUAUCGCCGUGUCGCGCGCGCUGGGAAGCGCAUUUCUCUCCGCCCGGCUCUCGCGUUCGAGGAGCUCAGCUUUAACAUGCACCAGACUGCAGUUCACCACUGAAAAACUGACGGAUAUUCAUUUAAACAGCGCGUUUAUUCUUCUGUUUACAAGAAUAUACGUGGUUUCGUGAGACGAUGCCGGAAGAGAAAGCGUUUCACCAGCAGGCUGUCCACAGUCCCCUGGAGCAGCAGAAGGGCCAGCGGCAGAGUGGCCCGGUCCCCUGUCAAAACUGUGGCAAACCCUGCAAAGGAGAGGUGCUCCGGGUGCAGAACAAACACUUCCACAUCAAGUGCUUUGUUUGCAAAGUUUGUGAAUGUGACUUGGCUCAAGGAGGGUUUUUUGUGCGUCAAGGCGAGUAUAUCUGCACUGUGGAUUACCAGCGACUCUAUGGCACCCGCUGCUUCAGCUGUGAGGAGUUCAUUGAAGGAGAGGUUGUGUCUGCCCUGGGCAAGACUUACCAUCCACGCUGCUUUGUUUGUGCCACCUGCAAGCAGCCGUUUCCAGCUGGCGACCGCGUGACGUUUAAUGGGAAGGAGUGCAUUUGUGAGAAAUGUACUCAGCCUGUGCCAGUCAACAGCACGGCUCCCUCACAGGCUGUGCACAAUUGCUGUGGAUGUGGAAAGGAGUUUAAAAGUGAGCAGUCUCUGGUGGCGCUGGACAAGCACUGGCACCUUGGCUGCUUCAAGUGCAAAGUGUGCAAUAAAGUGCUUAAUGCCGAAUAUAUCAGCAAGGAUGGGAUCCCCUACUGUGAGGCAGAUUACCACGCCAUGUUCGGCAUCCAGUGUGAAACCUGCAAGAAAUACAUCACCGGAAAAGUACUUGAGGCUGGAGAAAAACACUACCAUCCCACAUGUGCCAGAUGUGCUCGCUGUGACCAGAUGUUUGGGGAAGGGGAAGAGAUGUACCUGCAAGUAGGUUCUUCCAUCUGGCAUCCUCCUUGCAGACAGGCAGCGCGUAUGGAGGAGAAGAGCAAGGUGACACGAACCUCCUCUGAGAGCAUCACUUCUGCUCCAGCCUCCAGCGCCUCAGGCUCCCCUAGCAGAGUUAUCUAUGCAAAACUGGGUGAUGAACUUCUGGAUUAUAAGGAUCUGGCUGCUCUUCCUAAAAUCAAAGCCAUCUACAACAUUGACAGGCCUGACAUGCUUUCAUACUCGCCCUAUGUGAGCUAUCCUGUGGAGGACAGGACUUUUGGAGAGUCACCCCAGCAACUCACGCCUACUCCAACUGAGGGAGAUGGGGAAAAGUCUCCCCGUCAGAGGAGGCCCUCGAGCCCCAGCUCCAACAGCUCUUUAGGAGGCUAUGGUCGCUAUACGCCUUCCCGCUCACCACAGACCUACAGCAGACCAGACCAGUAUCUGAGCAUCAAAUACACCACCCAGCCAGAAAAUUCCCACUUGCUCUCUGUACCAACCUCGGGGAGGAGUAGUGCCCAUGGUAGUGCCAGAGGCUCCUCCCCGCUGCCUCUGUACAACAGCAGUGGUAGAAACACACCCCAGGCAGCCCUGCCCCUCAACCCCACUACUCUGGCUUUACUCCAGCAGCACAACUACAUCCCUUACUUCAGAGGUAGUGAAAGUGGGCGCAGUACCCCCAGUCUCUCCACCUACUCUGAUGGCAAAUCUCCAUCGUCUACAUAUGUGGCAGCCCCACGGCAUUUCCAUAUCCCAGAGACUAAAGUCAAAGAUAAUAUCUAUAGAAAGCCCCCUAUCUACAAACAGCAUGCUUCCAGAACCUCCUGGCAAGAUGGUGAUGAUGUAGACAGAAAGACCAGGACCAGUUGGAUGAACCUGAAGACUGAGAUUGAUGGACAGUCUCCAGAGCUAGACCCCAGGACCUCCACACACAGCCUGCCCACUGAUAUGUCUCAACCCAACUUUCCAUAUAAUAAGUCUGCUUCCCUGCCAGGAUAUGGGCGGAACGGCAUAUACAAGGCAGCUGAUCUUGGUGAGGAUGAGGCAGACCAUGAUUCAUCCUGGAGUGGAAUGAGAGAGUACAAGGUGUACCCAUAUGACAUGCUAGCUGUGUCCCACAGAGUCCGAGUAAAACUACCACGUGAUGUGGACCGCACCAGACUGGAGAGGCACCUGUCACCAGAGGACUUCUACAAUGUGUUUAGGAUGACCAUUGAACAGUUUGACCGUUUGGCCUUGUGGAAAAAAAAUGAACUGAAGAAGAAAGCCCGCCUGUUUUAAACCACGCUGAAUCGCUCGAAGGAAAGCAAAGAUAAAGAGAAAACCUCUUCUCAUCCGUCCUGUGCGCACUGAGGGAUGAGUGUGAGAGAAAUAUAUAUGCACCUCCGUUCUGCUGCAUAGCUACUGCCAUCCCAUCUCACGCUGAGGAAGAGGAAGUGCUUUCACAACGCUGUUCGCCACCAAGCUUCAUGUGUGAACGCCACAUCACAUGGUCUGAAUGUUAAUCCGAAACUGGAGUCGGAACUCAAUUCUCCACGACUCUCUUUGAUUGUGUUCGAUUUCGCUCCCUCGGCUGUCUUUGUGAUUACUGCGUUGUAUUCUCUCUUUGUGGAAAAAGCACUCAAUAUUGAUAUAAGCCUCUUUCUUUACAUUUUAUACAGUUGAUAAAACAUGGCCAAGCAGCUCUACUUGUAAAUCUUUAUGCUGUGUAAUAACAUCCAAUGUUCCCACUCCCCUUGUCUUUUGCUAUGAUUGUCGUCCAAUGUCCUUGUCCUUGUCUACUCAUAUAGAGUGCAUUAUUCUGCCUCCCUACCACAUCAGCAGAUCUGGUUCCAGAAGUAUUUUUACCAUUCAAUUUUCCGAUAGGGAUUAAAAAAAUGUCAUUAUCAAUAAUUAAAUGCUAUGUGAAAAAUCAAAAGUUUGAUUUGAAACAUAAGAGAAAAAAUCCAUCAAAAGAAAAAGUUUACAAAGAACUACAAUCUCAUGAAGCAUUGCAGAUGACACAGUUGAAAUCAGUGGAAAUAUAAAACUCUUCAUUUAAAGUUGUUGGUUGUAUAUUUAUACCCCAACGUCAAGUUAAUUACUGGUAUGCAAAAUUUUCAGGUAUUUUGAUUGUUCACAGCUGGUCCUGCAUCAGUUCACGAUUGAUUUACCAAUCAAAUGAUUCCUAACUCACUAUAAAUAGCCAGGGUUUUCUUUUCUCAGUAUCUUCAUCUUGAAGAUGCUGAGUCCAAAAACACGCAACCUAAGUAAAUUGAACAUACCAAAUUAUACCAUAGCCAAGCUCUUAGCAAGUGUACUUCACUCCUUAGACAUACUGUAUUUGUCAUUAGUCAGAAAUAAGACAGGGAGAGUUCAUCGAGAUCUACCUGAGCUUAAACUCCCCUCUCGCCCUGCAAAUGGAGGGAGCCCAGGGCUCGAGAAUCUCAUAAGCUCAAUCAACUAAGUGUGAACUAUUGAAUGCAAUUUAGUUCUAGGUUUUUCGUCCGGUGAAAACCAAACUAGUGCAGAAACAUUUUCUGGAGUCUUAAAAUUAAAAGUUAAAAAUCAUUAUUUUUUUUAACUUACUGUUGAUAGGGGGCGCUAAAAUGUUUAAGCCACUAUUGCUAAAAUAAUUUUAACUCUUGAACAGAAUUAUAAACUGUACCUUUACUAAAGUCUAAAUAUGCUUGUGAAAACUCCAUUUGUGGUCACAGUAAACAAUUGCAUUUGGCCAGGCGGUGGCACUAUAACCUGAAAACACACAAACACAAAAGAGCUGAAAAACCAUGGUCUCAAUGAACUAUUUGUUCUAUUGGCUUCCCUUCAGAUCAGAUACGUGAGCCUGUGCAAUGAUAUUUUGGAUUUCGCUUCUUAGCAAAAUUCAAGUUUAGUGAACUCUAAAGGCGUAUCUAUUCACACACUUGCAACUUCGCCAAAUUAAAAAUGCAAGUUCAUGCCAGAAAUUUAACAUGUCCUUGCGUUGAAAAGUUCAAGUUUGGUGAACUCUGACCUGCAAAUUACUAUCAUGUGAUUGCAUGAGACCCACAAAAGUUCAAAACUUGACCUCUCUACAGAAUAUAUAAAACAUGGAGGAAUUGCUGGUAUUAGCGUAGUCGUAUCAUCUUGUUUUACCACGCCCAUUUUCGUAGCAUUGUCCAAAUGCAUUUUUCUUAAUCAAAGACUUGAGUGACUGCCACUUAAUUUGCUAAUUCAAGUCACAUGAAUUUGUGAGACUAAUAGAAGAACAGAACAUGACCUCUCUGUACAGAAGUUUAAAACGUGGAGGAAUCGCUUUUUUAGCAGUGCCGCAUCAUCUUGUUUUAUCCUGCCCAUUUUCGCAAAACAGCCUCUCAGUGUGACAGUAUCUAUAGAUGUACUUAGGAAAAGAAUGUAAUCUCAUGAAGCAUUGCAAAUGACACAAUUAUAUGUAAAACAACAGAGGAAUAUAAAAACUUUUAUUUAAAGUUGUUAGUUAUAUCCAUACCAAUAUUUAAUUAUCUGGAUCAGGGGUUCUCAAACUUGGUCCUGGAGGGCCAGUGUCUUGUAGAUUUUAGCUCCAACUUGCCUCAACACACCUGCCUGGAUACUUCUAGUAUGCAUGGAGUUUGAUUAGCUGGUUCAGGAGUAUAUAAUUGGGGUUGAAGCUAAAACCUGCUGGUCACCGGCCCUCCAGGACCGUUUGGGCACCCCUGAUCUAGAGUGUGUAAACUGAUUUGUUAUUUGAGGUGGUUCAUGGAUUGGAUGAUCUCUGGUAGCUCUUUGCUCGCUUUAACUGUCCGAUUGGUACAAUUUCUGUAAAGCAUUAUGGGAAAUGCUGGACAGAUCGUCAGAAAAAGCAUAUACAAUUGGUUAACAACACUGGAGCUCACAGCAGGUCUGCCUUUAAAGGUUUUCCCUAUAGAAAAAAUGAAUGAGUUUUUACUUCUGGAUCCUAACUGCUUUAUUGUUUGCUCAGUGUGUUUCUCUCGCUCUUUUAACCUGCCUGUUCCUCUUUAUACCUCCUAAACAUGAUACUCAGCCACUGCUUGGACUGUAAAAUCUAUCAUGUAUUAUCAGCUUUAUGGAAGCUUUGUCGUUCAUGGCUUUAGCAUGACCAGGCCAAAGACUCGUUCAGAGCAAGAAGUCAACAAAGCACCUUACAUGUGACCUAACCAGACGUGGCGCAAUAAAACGACAAACUUUUUUUAAAUGUCCUUUCCAGCCUCAAUAGUGACAAACAAAGAGCAACAGAACUCUUGUUUGAUCGAUUGGUUUCUAGUUUCAUGACAUCUCACUGUUUUGCCCUGCCCACUGUGAAAUCUCACUGGUUCCUUGAAACAUCAUUAAAGGGACGCUUAACAUAAAAA
Danio rerio (zebrafish) is the source of this 5361-nucleotide messenger RNA. NCBI's taxonomy places the organism in Eukaryota, Metazoa, Chordata, Actinopteri, Cypriniformes, Danionidae. The record is from RefSeq and is a predicted model, not a curated record.